Messenger RNA from Trypanosoma cruzi, 1053 nucleotides. RefSeq lists its product as uncharacterized. NCBI's taxonomy places the organism in Eukaryota, Euglenozoa, Kinetoplastea, Trypanosomatida, Trypanosomatidae. Gene Ontology annotation, biological process: double-strand break repair via break-induced replication; DNA replication. The transcript has a single exon. Bases 1 to 1053 code for a protein of 350 amino acids. The record is from RefSeq and is a predicted model, not a curated record. Gene Ontology annotation, cellular component: GINS complex; nucleus.
AUGUAUGUGUUUUCACUUCUUCUUUUUUCUUCUCUCUUUUUUGGUUCUUGGAGCGCAAUGAGCACGGCGUCUUCGGCCACCGCAACUAAUGGCGUUGGCAUUCACUUUGACAAUGACACCGCUGCUGUUGCUGCUGUUGGUGGUGGUGUUCCUGGUGGUAGGGGAGGUGGUAGCAGCAGCUUCACUGCAUACCACUUUGCAUCUUUUGCCGCGAUGGAGGUGACAGUGAUAAUCGUACCGCGUUUUACGAUGCCACGCGUGUCGACGGCGUUUGGAGGGCGUUAUGGUCCUUUCGCACCGAAUUAUCCCGUUGAAUUGCCACUUUGGCUCGCGUUGCACAUACGCCAAACGGAUACAUGCACGAUCAAUCCGCCACCCUUCAUGACGAUACCGUACCUCCGCAAUGUGGUCGAGAAGGAGAAGGAGAAUGAGGCAACCUUUGAGGCACUGCCGUUCUAUUUCUUUGAGGUGGUGAAGAAACUCUGCGAGAACAGCGCUGCCGCGGAGGAUGUACCGCAUGUGGCCGAAGUUAUUCGCCUUGUGGGGGAAAUCAAGGCGAUACGGAGGCAGAAAUUACAGAGGAGCAUGGCUGUGUUUGAGGCUGAGGGCUCCCCUGUGUACAUCCCUGGCAUCAAACUCACCAACAUUGUGAAUAAUGAACUGGAGUAUCUUCGCAGAUCCUUUUCGAAGGUCCUCCAGCAGGCGGCGGAGAUGAAGCGACGCAGGGAGCAACUUAUUGGCGGGGCGGUAGAAGGCAUGACACCACUUCGACCAAGCCGUGGGGCACCUUCAACCCCGGCAUUCUCCUCUGCCGCAGUGGACGCACGCAUGUCAACGCACAGUGGCAUCGACGGGAGUUUCAUCACCAGCACCGCGGAGGACACGAUAGCCCCCACAGCGACGUUGCACGGUGCCGAGCAGCAGUCUGUGUCUAGCCAGGGCCCGACCACAACGGCCUCCUCGGCGAUGGAACCCACAGAAACGUUGACCACCGCCACGGAAAGCAUCGCGUCCCCACCUGUGAAGAAGAGACGGACGCUGCGGCAGACAUAA